Messenger RNA from Mycotypha africana, 1389 nucleotides. RefSeq lists its product as uncharacterized. The transcript has 2 exons. Lineage: Eukaryota; Fungi; Mucoromycota; Mucoromycetes; Mucorales; Mycotyphaceae. The record is from RefSeq and is a predicted model, not a curated record. Bases 1 to 1389 code for a protein of 462 amino acids.
AUGCCUCGACGGGGGCCAUCAUUAGGCAAGUUGGCCAGUAACACUAGGAAUAAGAAUAGCACGGAUAGUAACAGAGACAGUCAUCAGUUGAACGAAAUGACAAUAACUGCAUCAGAUUUCUCCGGCCCUUUUUACUCUAUUUCUGAUGUGUUGGAUGAUUCUGUUUCAAUGAACACAAGCAAUGGAGUACUAAGCAAUGCCAAUGGUUCAGAACCAACACAUACUUCCCCUACGCCAGGUGCAGCUCGAAGGAAUGUCAACGAAGCAGAUGUAGUGGUAACCUCUGGUGGUGUUUCUAUGCCUAUAAGACGAAGAUCAACAACACUACCGCCUAAAGAUCCUCAAGAAGAAAAAAAACACUUGCAAGAAUAUGAAUUCAUGAUGAAACAAGCGAAAAAAUUAGAAGCUAAAAAACAAAAAGAACUUCACCGUAAAAAAGAAGAAAAAGAUAAGAAAAUGAAUCACGCUAUUCACAUUUGGGAGACUGACAUAAUACCACACUGGAAAACGCGUGUGAAAGAUAAGCGUACAAGGAAUCUGUGGGACCAAGGUAUUCCGCCAAGAUGUAGAAGGAAAGCUUGGCAAUUAAGUAUUGGCAAUCAGCUCAAUGUGUCGAAAACGACUUUUGCAGAAUGCACACGGCGCAUACCUCGGGCAAUAAGAGCAUCCCGGAAAAAAGUGAAUGAGGCCAACCAACAGAAUAAUAUUGUACACAAUGGUGUGCCACAUACCAUAACUGCAGACAUUCAUAACAAUGGUUCACCAUAUAUGAGUUAUACUGAUUCACCGUUAUAUUCAAUCCAUAAACAACGAAGAACAAGUAGUUUGGAUGUCUUGAGAGAACCCAAAAUGGAUAGUGAUUCUAAAGGCUCCUCAGUGACGGGAGAUUAUGUUGAAGAUGACGAAUUAAGAGAAAAUGGGCAUUACGCUGGGUUUACCAAUUUUACAAACGCUAGUUUCAAUGAAGAAGAGGCGAAUUCAUCAAUAUAUUCAUUUACCAGCCGAGAUGAACCACUAGAGGAUGAUUUAGAAGAGGGCAUACAUAGUGGUAGAGCUGCCUUGGAAUUACAAGCUGAACAAAGUCAAGAUGAUGCAGUCAUAAAUUUGGACGGUGAAUAUGUAGACGAUGACGAUAAUACAAUCAGUAGUCAAGAAGAGAUUGUUUCUGAUAAAACUAUCACAGAUCCAGCAGUAAUCAAUUUUCUGAACAAGGCUAUUGAUGAGGACAUUUUACGUACUUUACCUAGUCUAUGUGUCUUUCAGGUAAUUAAUUCGAUAUCUAUGUUGUUUCAUCAUAUAUAUCGACUGAACGUUUUCAAAAUAGCCAGACGGGCCUUUAUUUGUUUCCUUACGGAAAGUUCUUCAUGCAUUCGUGGGUUAUCGAGAUGA